Molecule: messenger RNA, 1542 nt
Organism: Penicillium riverlandense
Lineage: Eukaryota; Fungi; Ascomycota; Eurotiomycetes; Eurotiales; Aspergillaceae
Product: major facilitator superfamily domain-containing protein
Exons: 5
Coding region: 1-1542 (513 amino acids)
Biological process (GO): transmembrane transport
Molecular function (GO): transmembrane transporter activity
Source: RefSeq, a predicted model, not a curated record
AUGGUUGGCUACAAACAGGCAUUUGCUAUGUCUCCGGAUGAGGUCCGAGAUGCCACUCCUCCCGGCACUGCCAUUUUAUCGGAGCAGGGGGCGGAGCAUGGCCAGAUGCAAGAGUUACGGCUCGUUCCCCAGCCUUCUUCUGAUCCACUGGAUCCACUCAACUGGACAACCUGGCGUAAGCUUUCUGUACUAAUAUGCAUGUCACUUUAUGCCGGGAUUGGAAACUUCACCUCAGCGUCCAUUGCAAGUGCUUUCCCGUUAUACGCGACUCCGUUGGCUUUUAAUCCUCCUGUGUCAAUCGGGUCGCUGACCCACUUGAUCGCGGUCAAUGUCCUAAUGAUGGGAGCAGCCAACAUAUGGUGGGUGCCGCUGGCCAAUAUAUUUGGUAGAAGACCCAUCAUUCUUGGAAAUAUCCUCCUACUCGUCCUGUGCUCGAUGUGGGCUGGGCUUGCCAAAACAUUUGCAAGCCUCUUGGCAGCUCGCAUUUUUAUGGGCGUUGCUGGAUGUUACACUGUCAGUAUCGCCCUCGGACCGAUCAUUGGGGGAAUCACUGGGGGGUACAUCGCAGGUAACCAGGGCCUUGCAUGGAUCCAUUGGGUUAAUGUGAUCCUGUCUGCUAUCCUGCUGGUUGCAUGCUUCUUCCUUGUACCGGAGAGCCUCUACAAAAGAGAGCGCCUAGUCACUUCCCAUGCCCACGCCCCUGAUGAGACUCCGGAGAACGAAAAAGAACGCAAAGACAAGAGUUCUCAACUCAUCGAAAAUGUGUCACCCGAGUCUAUUGAAUCACCUCACCAACUCCCAUCCACGUUUACUCAUUAUAUGCGAUUAUAUACUUAUCAUGGAGUAUCUGUGCAAAAGUUCCUCGCACCGUGGAAAACCCUCCGGUUACCUGGUGUUUGGCUUGUCAUGCUCUGGUAUGCCGGCCUCGUGGGGGGUGUAGUGACCAUCACAACCGUGGGACCAACUCUGGUUGCUCAGCCUCCAUAUCUAUGGGGAAAUAACGCCGGGUUGAUUAUGGUGGGCGGCAUCUUUGGCGCUAUCUUGGGCUUUGUUGCAACCAACCUGAGCGCAGACCGCAUUGUGACCACCAAAAAGACAUUGCGCGAUGGCCAGUUUGUGGAGCCGGAAGCCCGGUUGCCCAUUGCAAUUCCAGGCCUGCUGCUGGCAACCACGGGUUUAUGGAUUUUCGGAUUCUGUGCACAGAACACGGGCCCACCACACAUGUGGGUUGGGAUGCAGUUUGGCCUAGGAAUGCUGUGUUUUGGCCUGGUUCAAGCACCAUCAAUUGGGUUCAAUUAUAUCAUCGACUCUUACGGUCCUAUUGCUGCAGAUUGCUUUGUUGCAGUCACCUGCAUGAGAGCCAUCAUCAGCUUUUCCUGGACAUUCUUUGCAGGUGAAUGGGUGUCAAGCGCCGGACCCGCCAUUCCAUUUGGCGUUUUUGGCGCCCUGAUGGGGGUAUUUUCACUACUUAUCAUUCCUCAGUGGGGCUGGGGGAAAAGAACGAGAAUUGCAACGGCCAAAUGGAUUCCAACUCAAACCUAA